UUGACCCUUGCAUGAAACAGCACUGUGGGUCACACAAGUAGAUUGAAAUCUGGCAUUUUUACCCCCUGUGACUCCUCCUGCCUGCCUCACCCACCUCCGGCAGUACAAAGAAUAACUCUAAUUACCCUUUACACUCAGGGAUUCAGUGCCCUGCACACCGGAGAGCUCACCUCCUAUCCAGGUCCUGCCAGCCGGAGAAACAUGAAAAUAGCAGUGAUUGGACAGAGUCUGUUUGGCAGAGAAGUUUACAAGGAGCUUCUGAAGGAGGGACACCAGGUGGUUGGCGUGUUCACCAUACCUGAUAAAAAUGGCAAACCAGAUCCCCUGGCUAUAGAAGCAGAGAAGGAUGGAGUUCCUGUGUUUAAGUUCACUCGCUGGAGGGUAAAGGGUCAGGCUAUCCCCGAAGUGGUGGAAACAUACAAGGCAUUGAAUGCAGAGUUGAACGUGCUUCCAUUUUGCUCCCAGUUCAUUCCUAUGGAAGUUAUUGAUUGGCCCAAACAUGGUUCCAUCAUCUAUCAUCCUUCCAUCCUACCACGGCACAGAGGAGCUUCAGCAAUUAACUGGACUCUGAUACAAGGGGACAAGAUUGGGGGCUUCACCAUAUUCUGGGCUGAUGAUGGAUUGGACACUGGGGACAUUCUGCUACAGAGGGAGUGUGAAGUCCUUUCUGACGACACUGUCAACUCUUUGUACAACAGAUUCCUCUUUCCCGAGGGUGUGAAAGGCAUGGUGGAGGCUGUAAAGCUCAUUGCCCAAGGUACCGCUCCAAAAAUCCCUCAGCCCAAGGAAGGAGCCACCUAUGACCCAAUCCAGAAGAAAGAGAAUGCCAAGAUUAAUUGGGAUCAAUCGGCGGAAGAAAUACACAAUUUUAUCAGAGGGAAUGACAAAGUGCCUGGAGCUUGGGCAGAGAUUGAUGGGAUGAACGUGACAUUUUUUGGUUCCACUUUUACAAAUAACGGCUUAGUUCCAGAAGGAGCUCCACUAGAUAUUCCUGGCGCAUCUAAGCCUGCUCUGGUCACUAAAAGUGGGCUCGUACUCUUUGGGAAUGAUGGCAAAACGCUCACAGUGAAAAAUAUCCAGUUUGAAGACGGAAAGAUGAUCCCGGCCUCUCAGUACUUCAAAUCUUCUGACAGUACCACCCUGCAGCUCACAGAUGAGGAACAGGCUCUUUCUAAAGAAUUACGGGCUGUGUGGGCACGGAUCCUUACAAAUGUCUCUGAGGUUGAAGACUCUACUGACUUCUUCAAAGCUGGAGCAGCUUCCAUGGAUGUUGUGAGACUGGUUGAAGAAGUGAAGCUCAAAUGUGAUGGAUUGCAACUACAGAACGAAGAUGUCUACAUGGCUACCAAAUUUGAGGAAUUCAUACAGAUGCUAAUUCGGCGCUUGAGAGGAGAGGACAAAGAAGAAGAGAUCAUUAUAGAUUAUGUGGAGAUGGGACUCAACAAUAUGACGAUCAGAAUGCCCCAUCAGCUGUUCGUCAACGGCAAAUUCAUAGAUGCAGAAGGUGGAAAAACAUAUGAGACCAUUAAUCCUACGGAUGGUACAGCCAUCUGUAAGGUUUCGUUGGCUCAGGUUUCCGAUAUAGACAAAGCCGUUGAAGCAGCCAAGGAAGCCUUUGAAAAUGGAGAAUGGGGAAGAAUGAACCCAAGGGAUCGGGGCCGCCUGCUAUACCGACUGGCGGACCUUAUGGAGCAGCACCAGGAUGAACUGGCUACCAUUGAAUCCAUAGACUCAGGGGCUGUCUAUACAUUGGCUUUGAAGACCCACGUAGGGAUGUCCAUCCAGACGUUCCGAUACUUUGCAGGCUGGUGCGAUAAAAUCCAGGGCUCUACUAUUCCAAUCAAUCAGGCCCGUCCCAAUCGCAAUCUGACAUUUACCAAGAAAGAACCCAUCGGAGUUUGUGGAAUUAUCAUUCCCUGGAACUACCCACUCAUGAUGUUGGCGUGGAAAGCAGCUGCUUGUCUUGCGGCAGGGAACACAGUGGUACUGAAACCGGCGCAGGUGACCCCGCUAACUGCCCUCAAGUUUGCUGAAUUAUCAUUGAAAGCAGGAAUACCCAAAGGAGUAAUUAAUAUCCUUCCUGGAGCAGGCUCCCUCAUUGGCCAGCGGCUUUCAGAGCAUCCCGACGUGCGAAAAAUUGGUUUUACCGGUUCCACUGGAAUAGGAAAACAUAUCAUGAAAAGCUGCGCCCAAAGCAAUGUAAAGAAAGUAUCUCUGGAGUUGGGUGGGAAGUCUCCUCUCAUCAUCUUUAAGGACUGUGACCUGGACAAAGCCGUACGCAUGGGAAUGAGUUCCGUGUUCUUUAACAAGGGGGAAAACUGCAUUGCUGCUGGACGCCUAUUCCUUGAGGAAUCAAUCCACGAUGAGUUUGUGAAGAGAGUGGUUGAAGAAGUAAAGAAGAUGAAAAUCGGAGACCCCUUGGACCGAUCUACAGAUCAUGGACCACAGAACCACAAAGCCCACCUAGAUAAACUGCUUGAAUUUUGUCAAACUGGAUUAAAAGAGGGGGCCACACUGGUGUAUGGAGGGAAGCAAGUCCAGAGACCAGGGUUUUUCUUUGAACCGACCGUAUUUACAAAUGUUACUGAUGAGAUGUUCAUCGCCAAAGAGGAGUCAUUUGGACCCGUUAUGAUUAUAUCCAAGUUCGAAGAUGGGGAUAUUGAUGGUGUUCUGAAGCGAGCAAAUAACACUGAAUUUGGUUUAGCAUCUGGGGUGUUCACCAAGGACGUCGGCAAAGCCCUGUAUGUCACCGAAAAGCUACAGGCUGGGACGGUCUUCGUCAAUACCUACAACAAGACGGAUGUGGCGGCCCCCUUCGGGGGAUUUAAGCAGUCGGGAUUUGGAAAGGACUUGGGUGAAGAAGCCCUUAAUGAGUAUUUAAAGACCAAGACUGUCACCAUCGAAUACUAGAGACACUCGACGGAUCCCGGAUGCAAAAAACCAAGAUGGAAAAGUCUAGCCUCGUAACAAAUACAUCUUAAUAAUAAAAAGAGUGCUUUAAAUAAAUCUAGUGAUGUUCGACAGAAAAACUGCACAGCAAUAGGAAAGGAAAUCCUUCCAGCUGCUUUUCAUACCAGGGAAUCCUAUGGACCCCCCAAUUCCCUCACAUCUGUACCGACCGGGCGCCCCAAUAUCCUAACCCAUUCCGUUUGGAAAAUAAUUAUUUAAGCCCGAAUGACACAAAAAGAAGACUGCAAAAUAAGCUUUAAGACCUCAGAGGUCCCUUUUUUAGAUGUUAGAUGUUUUUUUUUUUAUAUGUUACUAUCACAGAUAUCCCAUCUGCAAAAAAAAUAAAAUACUCUGCAUUCAAAAGUUCACUUUGAUUUUAACCCGAAGGACGUUCCAAGUCGGAUUCUCACCCGCGAUGCAUUUAUGAUUUCUGUUGUAAUUGGUUUUUCUCUCUGUAAUUUGUUGUAUUUGUGCAUUUUGUUUAAAGACCAAUUAUUUUACACCAUCGAGCGACAUCCUCUUCAUUUCAUUCUAACGCCGUAGCUUGGCGUGAGGGUCUCGUGGCGGCUCGGGAUAAAUUAACACCGAGUCGUUGGGAGAUCAAUUAAAAAUUUAAACGGUU
Spea bombifrons (plains spadefoot toad) is the source of this 3571-nucleotide messenger RNA. RefSeq names its product aldehyde dehydrogenase 1 family member L1 (gene ALDH1L1). The record is from RefSeq and is a predicted model, not a curated record. Lineage: Eukaryota; Metazoa; Chordata; Amphibia; Anura; Pelobatidae. Gene Ontology annotation, biological process: 10-formyltetrahydrofolate catabolic process; one-carbon metabolic process; biosynthetic process. Gene Ontology annotation, molecular function: aldehyde dehydrogenase (NAD+) activity; formyltetrahydrofolate dehydrogenase activity. The transcript is spliced from 23 exons. The coding region runs from base 202 to 2910 and encodes 902 amino acids. Gene Ontology annotation, cellular component: cytoplasm.